UUUCUCUACGUUCGCAACUUGAACGAUGUUCAAAUGUCGCUGCACGGAGAGAGGAAGUUUUUCAACCCGACCACUAUAUCUGCGACAUAAUGACGCUCAGACUAUAAUCGAUCUUUACUCUUGUAAUCUACAGAUUUUAUCUGGCGCGAAAAAAUACAUUUGAUAGCUCGGAAAUAUACAACAAAGCCGUUGCGACCGAAGGGUAUUUCGUAUUCGAGGCUCGCAACAAAUUACGACGCGACGUUGCGUGCAACGACACGCGCUUCGUUCGGUCACGCACGAUGAAUAUGAUAAGGAACAAUGCCGUUCAUCACAUGCCAAUCUACGUCAAGCAUGCAUUUUUGCUGAAUUUGCGUUCAUAUUUCAAACAUUAUCGAUUAUCGCGACACGUUCGAGCGAGAAGACUGUCUCGCAAUAUUUAAUCAAACAUGGCGCCCGACAACUUUAACCUAGUGAUGUCGCGCGAAUCGCUCAGGUGAAACGUACCUUGGCACCUCGGUGCGCUGCAAUAGCUUCGAGAAGCUCUCCUCUUGUUGGAACGAUCGAUCGUCGGUAGCCAUGAAGACCAGUAAAAAUUUCGCCCACGGUUCGUUAUGGGGAGAAUUGCCAGCGCGAGAAAUGCUGAAGCAAGAAGUCAUUACACCGGACAUCAUAGAGAAUGUUUGGCGGCAAGUUAUAGAUGAUUCAAACAAUCCUGAUUGUGACUACCGCAAUGACAGGCAAACUGAAUAUUUACAGUUACCGAUGGGAAAUCUUCAUGUAUUGAACACCAUAAAUCUUCACCAACAACUGCGAACAAUAGAGGAAGGAACUGUGCUUGGAAACAUGACUAUGGUAGAUUCAAAGGAUUCACAGAAUAUGACAGAUUCUAAGAAUCUAUUUCAUUUUCCACCUCAUCAGACAGAAAGAAAUAAAUUUAAAGACUGCUCCACCAUCCAUCAUUUAACACCACAAACAGCGCGAAACCUGUUGAGGCACACUGUGACUAUUUUAUUAGCUCACAUUGGGUUUGAAAGCUCAUCAGACAUAGCUAUAGAAACCAUCACCGACAUUGUGGAUCAUUUUCUGAGGAGGAUGACUCUGCUGUUAAAAGUCGCGGUUGAACAGAAGGAUCACGGAUUUCCUGACACUGUAGAGAGAGUGCUGGUAGAGACAGGUGUGGGAGGAGUGACAGCGCUGCACGACUAUUAUCAGGAAUAUAUUCUGAAGUUCGAAGAGAACAUGAAGAAGAAGGUCGAAGAAAUGAUGGAGAGACAGAGAAUGGUACUAGAUGAAGCUGCUAGUAAACUACAGUUCGAAGAACUGGACGAGUUCGGUAAUGUGUAUCGUGAAGUGCCGACACUUCAAUUGCUCGAUCCAGAAAUGGGCUUUCCGCCCAGCCUGGAUGCUGGUUUUCAGAUGCUCUACAAUCUUGAGCAGGAUGAGUAGGUUUUACGUACGAGCAGGCCAUUGUCGGACAAGAUCAUAAUCUCAGUGCUUCUAGAUUAAACAGUCUGGAAGAGGAGGAAGUGAAUGUGAGAAAUACAACGGGGCAACGAUUCGACGCUUGUGUGGUUGAGAAAAAAUGUUGAGUUAUCGAGACAUGUAAACGCUUUCAUGGGAUGAAAUCACAUGAAACGUAUUCUCAGGAUUUACGUGCUCAUUGUGUCAUCAUUAUAAUAAAAAGAAUCUUGCGCGUUU
Molecule: messenger RNA, 1680 nt
Organism: Dinoponera quadriceps
Lineage: Eukaryota; Metazoa; Arthropoda; Insecta; Hymenoptera; Formicidae
Exons: 7
Coding region: 559-1428 (289 amino acids)
Cellular component (GO): SAGA complex
Molecular function (GO): protein heterodimerization activity; transcription coactivator activity
Source: RefSeq, a predicted model, not a curated record